GCUGCAGCGGCGCGGAAAGCGGCGGAGGUCGGAGAGAGCCGGUGGAUCCCUGGGCGCGGUCGUCAGCUGGAGGUAGCAGGGGGGAAAAAGAGCUCUUGAUUGUUUUCAUUGACUGAACCAAAGGUGAAAUGGCGUCGAUGCUGCUGAGCCGACAUUUAACAUCUUCACUGCAACAGAAUUCAAGGAUAUUUGCAGCUGGGCACAUGGGAAUCAGUCAAGCCGCAGCUAAGAUUGAUGUGGAAUUUGACUACGAUGGGCCUCUCAUGAAGACAGAAGUCCCUGGGCCAAAAUCUCGGGAAUUAAUGAAACAGUUGAACGGAAUUCAGAACGCAGAAGCCGUGCACUUUUUCUGCAACUACGAGGAAAGCCGAGGGAACUACCUUGUCGACGCCGAUGGGAACCGUAUGUUGGACCUGUACUCCCAGAUUUCUUCCAUCCCUAUAGGUUACAGCCAUCCCUCUCUAAUAAAACUUCUACAGCAGCCCCAGAACCUGAGUACCUUCGUCAACAGACCCGCCCUGGGGAUCUUGCCCCCAGAAAACCUUGCUGAAAAGCUCAAGGAAUCGUUGCUCUCGGUGGCUCCUAAGGGUCUAACUCAGGUUAUAACCAUGUCUUGUGGAUCUUGCUCUAACGAAAAUGCCUUUAAAGCCAUCUUCAUGUGGUACCGGAACAAAGAAAGGGGGCACAGCAACGUCACCAAGGAAGAGCUGGAAACAUGCAUGAUCAACCAGCCGCCGGGUUGUCCCGAAUACAGCAUGCUUUCCUUUAUGGGUGCAUUUCACGGGAGAACUAUGGGUUGCUUAGCUGCCACGCACUCUAAAGCCAUUCACAAACUGGACAUCCCUUCCUUUGACUGGCCCAUUGCGCCAUUCCCAAGGCUGAAGUAUCCCCUGGAAGAGUUUGUGAAAGAAAACGAAGAGGAAGAAGACCGCUGUUUAGAGGAGGUGGAAGAUUUAAUCGUAAAAUACCGGAAAAAGAAGAAAGUUGUUGCAGGGAUCAUUGUUGAGCCUAUUCAAUCAGAAGGAGGAGACAACCACGCGUCAGAUGACUUUUUCAGGAAGCUGAGGAACAUUGCCAGAAAGCACGGUUGUGGUUUCUUAGUGGACGAGGUGCAGACAGGAGGCGGCUGCACAGGCAAGUUCUGGGCCCACGAACACUGGGGCCUCGACGACCCGGCCGACGUCCUGAGCUUCAGUAAGAAGAUGAUGACCGGAGGAUUUUUCCAUAAGGAGGAAUUCCGGGCUAAUGCUCCAUAUCGGAUUUUCAACACUUGGCUCGGGGAUCCCUCCAAGACCCUUCUGCUCGCUGAAGUCAUUAACGUCAUAAAAACAGAGGAUCUCUUGGGCAACGCUGCUUACGCAGGGAAGGUCCUGUUGACGGGGCUGCUGGAUUUACAGAGCCGCUACCCACAUCUGGUCAGCAGGGCGCGAGGACGAGGGACGUUCUGUUCGUUUGACGCUCCGAACGAAGCUAUUAGGAAUAAACUCAUUGCCAUAGCCAGGAACAAAGGUGUGAUGUUGGGAGGCAGUGGCGAUAGAUCAAUUCGAUUCCGGCCCACCCUGGUCUUCCGGGACCAUCAUGCGCACCUCUUCUUGAACAUCUUCAGCGAUAUCUUGGCAGACUUCAAGUAGCCGAGUCUUAACUUUGCACUCAGAGAGCCCAAAUCCUAUAAGAGUCUGAGAAUAGUUUAUUUAAAAUCAUAUAUCUAUCUAUCUAUAUAUAUAUAUUUUCACUAAUAGGAAAAGAACUGAAUUCAUAAAGUGUUGUUUUGUAAAAUA
Messenger RNA from Elgaria multicarinata webbii, 1778 nucleotides. RefSeq names its product 4-aminobutyrate aminotransferase (gene ABAT). Gene Ontology annotation, biological process: GABA catabolic process. NCBI's taxonomy places the organism in Eukaryota, Metazoa, Chordata, Lepidosauria, Squamata, Anguidae. The record is from RefSeq and is a predicted model, not a curated record. Gene Ontology annotation, molecular function: pyridoxal phosphate binding. The transcript has 16 exons. Gene Ontology annotation, cellular component: mitochondrion. The coding region runs from base 129 to 1631 and encodes 500 amino acids.